AUGUCUAAAACCCUUCUCUCUCGCAUCAAACCCCUUACCAAUAAUCCUCCUCAAUCUAAUUCCCUCCGAUCUCAUUUUCCGAUUACUCCCGGAAUCAGGAAACAAGUUACCGACACCGUUAACCUUCUCAGAACCCAGCAAAACUGGUCUAAAUUUCUCGACGAUGGUGAAGUCCGCCUCGUCGAUAUUUCUCCUUUCGUGUUCGAUCGAAUCCAGGAUGUGGAAAUCGGGGUCAAGCUGUUUGAUUGGCUAUCGAAUCAGAGAAAAGAGGAGCUUUUUGCAAAUGGGUUUGCUUGUUCUUCGUUUCUGAAGCUCUUAGCGAGGCAUAGGAUCUUCGACGAGAUUGAAGAUGCAUUGGGAAAUCUCAGAAAAGAAAAUGUGAAGGUUACACAUGAAGCAUUGAGCCACGUUCUUCACGCGUAUGCUGAAUCAGGGGUAGUGAAUAAAGCCGUGGAGGUUUAUAAUUACGUAGUCGAGUCUUACGGUUCUGUGCCUGAUGUUAUCGCUUGCAACUCGUUGUUGAGUUUGUUUGUGAAAAGUAGGAGACUUGGAGAUGCACGGAAGGUGUAUGACGAAAUGUGUGAGAGAGGUGGUUGUGUUGAUAAUUACAGUACUUGUAUACUGCUCAAGGGGAUGUGUAGUGAAGGGAAGGUUGAAGAAGGUAGAAAGCUGAUUGAAGACCGAUGGGGGAAAGGUUGUGUUCCGAACAUUGUGUUUUACAACACAAUCAUUGGUGGAUACUGUAAGCUCGGCGACAUUGAAAAUGCCGUUUUAGUUUUCAAGGAGCUGAAAUCGAAGGGGUUUAUGCCAACUUUGGAAACUUUUGGUACAAUGAUAAACGGAUUCUGCAAGAAUGGGGAUUUCGUGGCGAGUGAUCGACUUUUGAGGGAAGUGAAAGAAAGGGGUUUAAUAGUCAGUGUUUGGUUCCUGAACAACAUCAUGGAUGCUAAGUAUAGGCACGGGUCUAAGGUUGAACCAGCUGAGAGUAUACGAUGGAUAGUAGCUAAUGGUUGCAAGCCUGAUAUAGCAACAUAUAACAUAUUGAUCAAUCGUUUGUGUAAAGAAGGGAAAAGGGAAGAUGCUGUUGGGCUUAUGGAUGAAGCAUCAAAGAAAGGGUUGAUUCCGAACAAUAAAAGCUAUGCCCCUUUAAUACAAGCCUAUUGCAAAAGCAGAGAGUAUGAUGUUGCUUCGAAGUUGCUUCUACAGAUGGCUGAGAGUGGAUGCAAACCAGAUAUUGUUACAUAUGGAAUUAUAGUCAAUGGUCUUGUUGUUUCAGGCCAUAUGGAUGAUGCAGUUAAGAUGAAGGACAAAAUGGUAGAUAGAGGCGUUUCACCGGAUGCCGGCAUCUACAAUAUGUUGAUGAGUGGAUUGUGCAAGAGCGGUAGGUUUUUACCUGCCAAACUCCUCUUCUUGGAGAUGAUAGACCGGAAUAUUCCACCAGAUGCUUAUGUGUAUGCCACGCUCAUAGAUGGGUUCAUCAGAAGUGGUGAUUUUGAUGAGGCAAGGAAAGUUUCCUCUCUCUCAAUUGAAAAGGGUGUGAAGGUUGAUCUCGUGCACCACAACGCGUUGAUAAAGGGGUUUUGCAGAUCUGGAAUGUUGACUGAGGCGUUGGCAUGCAUAGAGAGGAUGACUAAAGAACAUCUUGUACCCGAUGAGUUCACUUAUUCCACAGUCAUUGACGGAUAUGUAAAGCAACAGGAUAUGGCUACUGCCUUAAAGAUUUUUCGAGACAUGGGCAAGAGUAAAUGCAAGCCAAACGUGGUAACCUACUCAUCCCUUAUUAAUGGCUUCUGCUGCCAAGGGGAUUUCAAAAUGGCCGAAGGGACUUUCAAAGAGAUGCAAUCAUGUGGCCUUGUGCCUAACGUUGUCACCUACACAACACUCAUAAGAAGUUUUGCUAAAGAUGGUAGUACCCUUGGGAAAUCAGUUUAUUAUUGGGAGCUAAUGUUGAGAAACAAAUGUGUCCCUAAUGAGGUUACCUUUAAUUGUCUACUUGAGGGAUUUGUGAAGAAAACAUCUGGAGAAGUUCUUGCUGAACCAAAUGGGCUUAAUGAGGGACAGAGCUCUCUGUUUUUUGAGUUUUUCUACAAAAUGAAAUCAGAUGGGUGGUCGGACCAUGCUGCUGCUUACAAUUCUGUCUUCGUUUCUCUCUGUGUACAUGGAAUGGUGGAGACUGCUUGCAGGUUUCAAGACAGGAUGGUGAAGAGAGGGUUCUCUCCUGAUCCUGUUUCAUUUGCUGCUAUUUUACAUGGUUUUUGUGUGGUUGGGAACUCAAAGCAGUGGAGCAGCAUGAACUUUUGUCAUCUGGAUGAAAAGGGGCUUGAAGUAGCUGUUAGGUAUUCGCGUGUUUUAAAGCGACACUUGCCUCAAGCUGUGAUCUCUGAGGCUUCAGCUAUUUUGCAUGCAAUGGUUGAGAAUGCAGACACCAAAGAACCUGAUAACUGUAGAAUUUCAGUAAGAUAG
This is a messenger RNA of Thlaspi arvense, 2463 nucleotides long. NCBI's taxonomy places the organism in Eukaryota, Viridiplantae, Streptophyta, Magnoliopsida, Brassicales, Brassicaceae. The record is from the annotation of a GenBank genome assembly.